Molecule: messenger RNA, 3226 nt
Organism: Mya arenaria
Lineage: Eukaryota; Metazoa; Mollusca; Bivalvia; Myida; Myidae
Product: acetylcholine receptor subunit beta-like
Exons: 11
Coding region: 395-1756 (453 amino acids)
Biological process (GO): monoatomic ion transmembrane transport; regulation of membrane potential; nervous system process
Cellular component (GO): membrane; synapse; neuron projection
Molecular function (GO): transmembrane signaling receptor activity; extracellular ligand-gated monoatomic ion channel activity; neurotransmitter receptor activity
Source: RefSeq, a predicted model, not a curated record
ACGUGUAGAAGACGCUCUCGACUUUGAGCUUAAUCGUGGAUUUAUAAAAUGAUCGCGGUUUAAAAAUAUGGACACACUAAGAGACCGGUUAAAAUAGCUGAUAAAAGUGCGGACGCUACCACCUUUUUUAAAAGUUAAAAUGACAUGUAUGUUUUAACAAAACAUCAAUGCAGUCGAUUCAUUUGAUUAAACUGCAACGAUGUUUUUGGAAAAAGAAACAAACUGAUUAUUCUAAAGACAACAGUGUAUGCAAAGUUUAACCAUAUAUCUGAGUAUAUAUCUUACAGCUAAAUAUAAAAUAUAACAAAGAAAUACUAGUUGGAAGAGUGUAAAUAAAAAAGAAAAAAACAACAACGAGGAUUUAAACACAGCCAAACACUUGACCAAAUCGAAGAUGUGGGAAAUGUUUACUAUUAUAGCAGGGCUGGUACUUGUGACAGCACAAGUCGUUAGGGGUAUGUCCCCAUCAUACAGCACGGACCUGGAGACAGAGCUACGUACAGCCUUGUUUACAGGAUAUGAGGUUCUCCAAAGACCCGCUAAACAGGUCCCAGUGACAGUGUCGAUGAAUCUGAUCACCGUCAAUUCCUUGGACAUCAAGGCACAGACCCUUUCCACAUCCGGUUUCUUUGAAAUUUCGUGGCCUGACGACCGUCUUGUAUGGGGAUCGGAUACCAACUACAGUAAUAUCCCGUUUUUGUUCUCAACCGAAACAUACGCCUGGACACCGAAAGUCGUAAUUGAAAAUAGUGUGAAUGACCUUGAAGUGUUCAGCGACGUGAACACUCUCAUCCGACUGAAUGCCUUGGGUACCGCUAGGUGGACACCAGGGGGCGUGUUCGAAACGAGUUGUGAGGCGGAUAUCACCUACUACCCACUUGAUACGCAGACAUGCAGCAUAGUCUUAACAACAUGGUCGUAUACAUCAAGCGAGAUAUCUCUGUCAUUUGACGAUGACCCAUUCAUUUUGGACAAUUUUAGUGAAAAUGGCGAAUGGGAGUUGAUUGAGACUUCAAACACUUCGGAAUCAGCCGGAAGGUCAAAAUCCGAGUCGUUCACUUAUGACAGACUGUAUUUCACCAUGAAGUUGAGGAGGAGACCCCUCUACCAUAUAUUGAACACGAUCUUUCCAGUGAUUCUCAUGUCCUGUCUGAUCGUGUUCGUGUUCAAACUGCCACCUGAGUCGGGGGAGCGAAUCGGCAUGUCGUUGACAGUUCUUUUGGCCUACGCAGUGUAUUUGACGCUAAUAACAGACAAUAUUCCACAAACAUCGCUUAGCGCCAGUGUUUUGUCCACAUACCUCACAAUUAUUCUGAUGUUGAGCACGCUCUCGGUUAUCUUCACGAUUGUCGUCCUUGACAUUUACUUCAACCAUGACGAUGACGAGGCGCCCACUGAUUGGCUGCAGAAAUUCACAAAAUACUUCUUGGUGAAAAUUACGUGCUGGAAAGGAGGAGCGUGUUGCAGACAAGGGAAAGUAAAACCAUCGAACGUUUCUGAUUCGCGCAUUGCUUUGGUAGAUCUGGACAAAGUAAUCGAUGAUAACAUAGACAGGUAUUCGCCAGGUCGCAAGGUGGCACUGCCAGAAGAUGAUGAUGAUAAUGAUGAAAAGAACAAGAAACCUGAGGAAAGACAUUACUCAUGGAAGGAGGUUGCUCUUAUUCUUGAUCGCUUCUUUAUGUAUUUGUUUGUAUUUUUGGUUGUUACUGUUACCGUGGUUUGUUUGUCGAUUCUCGCUGUUGGUGGACAACAGUAAAUGAACAUGUUAAGGUGUUUGUGGUGAAAAAAAUUAAACUUUUUUUUUGUUAUUAUGCCAACUCUACAUAAUAACUAUUUCUGUUAUACAAUGUAUGUACUUUUGCUACAACAACUGUUUGCAGUGCUUGGUAUCGUUAAUAUAAUCUAUCACGUAAACUCUAUUAAAUAAGGGAUGAUCUAUAACUUGAUAUCUGAAAGGGAGGCAUUUGUUUGCAUGAACUUGCAAUAUAAGUCUUCGUGAUUGUUUACUGGAAUAUUUCAAAAUGCGUGCACCAUUGUGAUAUAUUUCUGAAAGUCAUUUUCUAUUGCUAUUCAAUAUCCUAACGUAGUUUCAACUAACAUUUCAUUCCCCAGUGAUAGCAUGGGUGCAUACUAUUUGUAAUGAAUAAGCAUAGUGGUUUCAAUAGAUUUUCAACCAAUGGCAAACAUCAGCUUUGUUAUUUUACUUAUGAUUUAACACUGAAUAUGCUAUGUACGUUCGUCUUGGGGCUGGGGUAAACAAGUUUACAGUUAAACGAGCUUCAUAGACUAACCGCUAAUUAAACUAGAUUUCAUUAUUAUAUUUUUGACAGACAUUCCUCUUCUUGCUUGCUUCGUUUAUGCCUUCAUAAUGAAAAAUGUUAAGUUCACCCAGCAGUUAAAUUUGUUGAUAACUUAUCUAAUUAAUACCUUCAAGGGAAGCUGAAUUUUAUUUUGUUAAUGUUAUCCGUUUUAUAAACUCUAACGAUAUCAUUUCCGUUGUGAUUCAUAUAUCGUGCUAGUGGACCUAAAUGUACGGCAUGGUGGUUGGUAUUAGAAAUGAGCAAAAAAUGCGCGCUUGAGCGACGUUUUGAAUCUUACGUCAGGUCAUGCAGAACAUAAAAUAACAAGAAUUCAUUAUGAAUCACUGUACCACCGUUUCAUUGGGCUCUUUGAAAUGUGAAAUGAUUAAAGUGGUAUAGUGGAUAAGUUGCCCGUCUCGAUUUCAAGGUUAUGAUUUAAUGCCCCUCAUAGCCUCAGAAAAAGGACAUAAGGACUGGUAUCUAUCCAAGAAACAGACUCUAUGCUGUUUUUUUUUCCUUUCAGCUUUUGUCGAAACCAAGUUAGAUACAAUUUUUCAUUAGCUAACCAAGUUAAAUAAUUUGGCAUUUCUUAAAAUGUAAGCUGACUUGCUAACAAUUUGAUCACCUUUUUACUUGUAUUUGCUAUCACCCACAAUUUUGUUUAGAAAUGAUGAGUACUGCGCACGGACACCAAUAUUUAUUUUCUGUAGUGUUACUACCAUAAAAGCACAUAAACUCAAAUUGUUUUGUACUAUGAUACUUUAUCUGUAAGUUUGUGUGUAGAUUAAUAUCUCAAGUUUAGAAUAAUUAUCUCAUUUAGAUCAAGUUGAAUUUUACAUUAAAUAGAAUGAGAAUGUACAGGAAUAUUUAUAUUUCAUUGAUCAUGUGCUUAUUUUUUAUAAUAGUAAUAAAAGGAAUAAAAGUUA